Messenger RNA from Tilletiopsis washingtonensis, 525 nucleotides. Its product is annotated as putative 60S ribosomal protein L26. Gene Ontology annotation, cellular component: ribosome; cytosolic large ribosomal subunit. Lineage: Eukaryota; Fungi; Basidiomycota; Exobasidiomycetes; Entylomatales. The coding region runs from base 46 to 435 and encodes 129 amino acids. Gene Ontology annotation, biological process: ribosomal large subunit biogenesis; cytoplasmic translation. Gene Ontology annotation, molecular function: structural constituent of ribosome; RNA binding. The record is from RefSeq and is a predicted model, not a curated record. The transcript is spliced from 4 exons.
ACGCUACCGUCACCCUCACCCCACCCCCUCUCGUCAAGUCUCAAGAUGGUCUCCUCUUCCCGCCGCGUGUCGCGCAAGGCGCACUUCACCGCGCCCUCGCACCUGAAGCGCAAGAUCAUGAGCGCCAGCCUCACCAAGGAGCUGCGCGCCGAGCACGGCGUCCGCGCCCUGCCGAUCCGCCGCGACGACGAGGUGCUGAUUGUGCGUGGCAGCAGCAAGGGCCGCGAGGGCCGCGUGUCGCAGGUGUACCGCAAGAAGUGGGUCAUCCACGUCGAGCGUGUCUCGCGCGAGAAGAGCAACGGCGCCACCGUCAUGCUGCCCGUGCACCCGAGCAACUGCGUCAUCACCAAGGUCAAGCUUGAUGCCGACCGCAAGAAGAUCCUCGCCCGCAAGGUGCCGAAGGGCGACGUCGAGAUGAAGGAGGCCAAGGCCUAAUUCUAUCUUCUCUUCUGCCUGUCGUCCCCGCCUGUCUCGUUCGUCAUCUUCACCCCCACCAUCUUGCACAUGCCUCACGCCACACGCGCC